CGCUUGCAGCGGCCUCCAUUUUGUCGGGAAAGGCAGUAGGAGGUUGGUCUAAGACGGAGUUGUGAUCCGUGACUCGCUCGUGGGCUGUUAGAUCCGUGCAUCGUUUCUCCCUGGAGAGGGAAGGAGGCUUGGAGGUCGAGAGGGAGCCGCCGCCGCCGCUCGAAGUCGCUAGGACUUCUCUCAAACUUGUGUGCUGAGGAGACUCGAUGAGGGCCUCAGCUCCCAGGCUGAAAUCAGCAGAUUGGCUCAUGAAAACUUGUGUAUUGAGACAAAGGAAAGGAUCUAGCAGAAAGCAACGUCUCUUAUCCUGCGCUUGGCAGCAAGGAAGAGGACAAGUAGUGGAAAUCCUGCAAUCUGAAAAGCAGACUGAAAGGUGACAAAGAAGCUGAAGAUGGGUGGCGGAGAGAGAUAUAACAUUCCAGACCCUCAAUCUAGAAAUGCUAGUAAGAACCAACAACAGCAGAACAGACAGAAGAGCAAGGAUCAGAAUUCUUCGCAGAUGAAGAUUGCUCAUAAGAAAAAGGAAAGAGGACAUGGGUGCAAUCCAGCAGCAGCAUGGCAGGCCAUGCAGAAUGGGGGAAAACCCAAGAGCCUUUCUAACAACGCCAACUGGAAUGCUAGUUUAUCAAGUCCUAGCUUGCUUUUUAAGUCUCAAGCUAGUCAGAACUAUGCUGGAGCCAAAUUUAGUGAACCGCCAUCACCAAGUGUUCUCCCGAAGCCACCAAGCCACUGGGUUCAUGUUUCCUUGAACCCUUCAGAUAAGGAAACGAUGACAUUUCAACUUAAAACCUUACUUAAAGUACAGGUAUAAAAUUAGAUUAAGUAUUAACUUUAAAUUUUGUGAUGUUUACACAUGACAUUUUGUUGAAAACUGGUAAUUUGCAAGUAGCAGACAUUUGAUUUAUGUGCUGUAAACACUGUACAGUGUCAUUACAAUUUAAACAAUUUAAGUGACUAAUCAAUUCUACUUGGUAGUGUUGCUAACUAAAUUCAAGUUUAGAUCUGGGGAAUAGUAACCUUAACUUUUUUUGUUUGAUGGGAAAAAUUAAAUUUAUAGGUUAACACACAAUUUCUGAAAUCAGUAAGCAUUUAGCAUAUACAAGAUUGCACAGUUCAGUUUCAUGGUCUUGGGCAUUUUUCAAGAAAUAGUGGCACAGUACAUUGCCCAGUGGUCAUUUCUUAAAAAUGCAGUGGAUAGGUACCCAAAGAUGUACCAAAUCUAUUCCAAGACAGUGCUGAAUAGCAUCCCACAAAACUGCUAAAGUGGUCUGGUCUCACCUAUAUACAAAGCUUGCUUUAAGUAGGGAGUUGUGUUUGUGACAUUUAAAGCCAUGUAUAUAUACAUGUAAUAAGCUUGUAAAAUAUGUAAUGUUUUCUUAGCCUUUAUUCUACAAAAAUAAGACUAUUUUUAGUGUGAAUUUGACGAAUGUAAGACCAUGAGCUUUUUUUUUUUU
This is a messenger RNA of Mus pahari (shrew mouse), 1454 nucleotides long. RefSeq names its product proline rich nuclear receptor coactivator 2 (gene Pnrc2). The record is from RefSeq and is a predicted model, not a curated record. The transcript is spliced from 3 exons. Gene Ontology annotation, cellular component: P-body; nucleus. The coding region runs from base 392 to 811 and encodes 139 amino acids. Lineage: Eukaryota; Metazoa; Chordata; Mammalia; Rodentia; Muridae. Gene Ontology annotation, biological process: nuclear-transcribed mRNA catabolic process, nonsense-mediated decay.